AUGGCACAUAAAGACAUUCCCAUGAAGGAUAUUUACUUUUCAUCCAAGAAAGGUGCAUUCAUGAAUAUAACAACAUCGUCACGUCUAGCCCAUUCCCUUAAACAACAGAUAGAUAAAAUGAUUACCGUACCUUCGAGUUAUCAUACUAUCAUUCCAUCUGCAAUUGAACUGGAAAGCUUUAGGAAAGAAGUGAAGUCAAUUUUCAUCGAAACGUUUGAUGAUUUGUUUGUCGUUAGUCAUGACCAUCUUCCUGGUACUAUCGGAAGCACUGCAAUUGUUCCACUACAUAAACUGGCAACCCAUUACGUUGUAAUAUCGACAGAGCCAUGGUCAACAUCAGAGAAGAGUCAGUUUGCUAUAGCUGCUCUUAAAAAUAACACGUCAGUUUCAAUAACUUUUAAGAUGAAACGAUACAUUUCUUUGUAUAUCGAUGGAAAGUCAUUUUUGAAUGGCGAUGUAUACAAUUUAACACUUGAUCGAUUUGAAACAUAUCAGAUUUCCCAUGAAACGGAUUUGACAGGAACAGUUAUUGAAUCGUGUGUACCUAUCGCAGUUUUUUCGGGAAAUACUUGUAAUAGGCUUGAAAAUAUUGGCGCCUGUGAUCAUCUUAUUCAACAAAUAAUUCCAACUAGAGAAUUAGACAAAACAUACAUAGUACCCCCAAAUACAAACGAUCGAAGAACAAAGGUUCGUAUAACAGCGACAGAAAGCAGCAACAUAUUGUACACAAUUAAUGGAAUAACUCAAACAGUAACAAUAAAUAAAUUGGAUUCUUUCGACACCAUUAUAUCCAGUAGACAAACGUGUGUGAUCGAAUCAAACACACCUAUAACUGUCACCAGUUUUGGUUUACAUUCUAGCAAAUCUAAAAUGGGCGAUCCUUCCAUGACGGUUGUGCCGGGGAUAAAUCAAUACAUUGACUACUACAAAACGGUUGUGCCAUCCGGCUUCGAUUAUAACUAUGUAACUAUUAUGAUAAAACAAUCUUUAAAAGAUUAUAUCCAAAUUAACAACACAAUGACAAACGGAAGCAAUAUUGUAUUUGAAGAAAAUGUAUUAGUCAUGAACUUAACAUACAACGUGAGGUCUAUUAGAGUACCGGUGGGUGAGAUUUCUGUGUCUACAACUUGUGGGGGACAUUUUGGACUCAUGUUUUCGGGAGUUAAAGAUUAUGCUGCAUAUGGUUUUAGUGCGAUACUGCUGUAAAACCUGAAAUAUUUGGUUCAGAUUGGGUCUAUUUAAAUUAACACCAUAAGGUACAGAUAGUAUGGGGAUUGGGAGGCU
Messenger RNA from Magallana angulata, 1284 nucleotides. Its product is annotated as IgGFc-binding protein-like. The record is from RefSeq and is a predicted model, not a curated record. The transcript has a single exon. Bases 1 to 1206 code for a protein of 401 amino acids. Lineage: Eukaryota; Metazoa; Mollusca; Bivalvia; Ostreida; Ostreidae.